CUCGGGUUUCCCUCUUUUCGCUCAGUAUCUCAUUUUCUGCUCAUCGCCUUCUUUUUUCUUGCGAUUUUUAGGUUUCCGGUUUUUGUUAAGAAAUUUCUUGAUUGCACAAGUGAAAUUCCACGACUGUGAAGGAUUAUAAGUCUGUUGCCUAAUCAAGCAAUCAUUGAUCCAACAGGAUAAACUAUUCGGUGAUGAUUUGAACCUCUACUAGAAUUUAAUCCAUAUUUCGCGUCAUAAUGAACAAUUCUCAUUGUCAAGAUCAGGAAACACCUGUGGUGGCUGGAUUUGAAGUCCCAACAUCACCGGAUGCAAGUUACAACAAUAUCUACACUGCAACAGAAGAUGAUGGGCGGGACCCACCCAUAGUCCCACAGCACCUACAACACACGGUCCUAAGCCAUAGCUACCCGAAAAACGGGGACCCGGCUGCCCGACUGCCCGACCCUCAACACGUGGUGCUGAAUCAUCUUUACAUUGAGAACAGAGAGGCACCUCGGUCAGUUGUGGCGCUUGGGUUCUCGCAUCGUUUUCGGUCAAAAUACGUGAAUGUUGUACUUUAUAAACCGGUUCAAAGAAGGGGAAGUAGCAUCUCUUGAUUGUUGGUGGUUUUGGAAGUGGAUUUUGGAAUUGUUAAAAACGUAUGUUCAUAUUAUUAUAUAUUUUUGGAGGUUUUUAAAUACUUGUCACUCGUGUUUGUACUUUUGUAAACUGAAGAUUGCUUUGAUUUUAAGUUUUAUGUUUGUAGUAAUAGUAAGUUGUAUGUCGUGACAUAGAUUUUUGGUUGUUGAAUUUGAUCAAGUAGCCUUUCAUAGGUAGAAGAUGGAUGAUGAUAUCAUGAUAUGAUGUGGCAACAUAGUUACAUCUUCCAAUUUCACGCUUAAGCCAUGAACAUGUAUGAAUACCUUGUUGAUCAUUCUGAAUUUCAUCAACUUCUUUUCUA
Molecule: messenger RNA, 940 nt
Organism: Lactuca saligna
Lineage: Eukaryota; Viridiplantae; Streptophyta; Magnoliopsida; Asterales; Asteraceae
Source: the annotation of a GenBank genome assembly